CAGAUUGCGACGGAAGGCUUGUGCCUUUGAACAAACCUUCAUACACAUAUUCCAGGACGUUUUCGGACGGAAAUCCACGUGACAUUCUCUGUAACAUGACCACAGAUAAUGGAGGAUGGAUAGUCUUUCAACGUCGUUUUGAUGGAAGUACCGACUUUUAUAGGAAUUGGACGGAAUAUGCGUUGGGUUUUGGUAAUAUAACCAGUGAAUUCUAUUUAGGAAAUCAGAUCAUACAUGAGAUUGUAAGAGAGGGGAUUUUUGAACUCAGAAUUGAAUUAGAAGACAAAGCAGGAGAAUUGAGAUAUGCCAAAUACGGACAAUUUUCUAUCGAUGGUCCAGACUCUUUGUAUACAUUGCAUGUGACUGGUUACAGUGGAAAUGCUGGCAACAGCCUGAAAUACCACAAUGGUCGAAACUUUACAACAUUUGACAUGGAUAAUGAUAUCUGGCCUGAAAACUGUGCUGUGCAUUGCCAUGGAGCUUGGUGGUAUGGAGGCUGUCAACAAAGCAACCUGAAUGGUGACCAUGGAAACGAUGAGCACGCGAAAGGAAUAAACUGGUUUCAUUGGCAUGGCUGGUAUUACUCAAUGAACUCCACGCAAAUGAUGUUCAGAGUAACCAAACAUUAA
This is a messenger RNA of Saccostrea cuccullata (small rock oyster), 629 nucleotides long. Its product is annotated as fibrinogen-like protein A. NCBI's taxonomy places the organism in Eukaryota, Metazoa, Mollusca, Bivalvia, Ostreida, Ostreidae. The record is from RefSeq and is a predicted model, not a curated record. The transcript has 4 exons. Bases 96 to 629 code for a protein of 177 amino acids.